Messenger RNA from Raphanus sativus (radish), 867 nucleotides. Its product is annotated as fasciclin-like arabinogalactan protein 3. Gene Ontology annotation, cellular component: plasma membrane. The transcript has a single exon. Lineage: Eukaryota; Viridiplantae; Streptophyta; Magnoliopsida; Brassicales; Brassicaceae. The record is from RefSeq and is a predicted model, not a curated record. Bases 1 to 867 code for a protein of 288 amino acids.
AUGGGUCUCAAGGCCUCUUUUUCUCUUCUCUUUCUCACCAUCUUACUCGGUGUAUCAUCCAUUGUAUCAGCGGUUAACAUAAACAGAGCACUCGAGAAACACCCUGAAUUCAGCACCAUGACGGAACUGUUCAACAAGACCAAGCUCACACCAAUUAUCAACAAACGUCAGACAGUCACCUUGUUGGCUCUAAGCAACGAUGCUAUCGGUUCCAUCUCUGGUCGACCCGAGGACGAGCUCAAGAACAUUCUAAUGAACCAUGUGGUUCUUGACUUCUACGAUGGGCUCAAGCUCAAGGCUAUUAAGGACAAGAGCACAAUGCUCACCACACUUUACCAAUCCACCGGUUUAGGACAACAACAAAACGGUUUCCUGAGGUGCAGCAAAACUAACGGAAAGAUUUACUUCGGGUCGGCUGUGAAAGGCGCUCCUCAAACUGCUGAGUACAUCACGACCGUGUUCCGUAACCCAUUCAAUCUCUCUAUAGUCCAGAUAAGCAUGCCCAUUGUGGCACCUGGACUCGGGGAUCCGGUUAAGGUUCCUCCACCGCCACCCAUGUCUUCAUCACCGGCUCCAUCUCCCAAAGAGGCUGCAGACACUCCAGCUCCUGGACCAGCUGAGGAAGAGGUUUACGCAGAUUCUCCUCCCGGUGCAGCUCCAGAAACAUCACCUGCAUCAUCUCCGGAAACCGCACCUGCAUCAGCUCCAUCAGAAGAUGGUUCUCCUGCUCCAGCUCCAGAAAAAUCCGGUAAGAAGAAGAUGUCAGCAGCUGAUGAGGUUGAACCACCUACGUCUGCUUCAAACACCGGUUUGAGCUUUGGUGCAAUCCUCGUUCUCAGUUUUGUGGUUAGCUUUGCUGGGUUCUAA